Molecule: messenger RNA, 1049 nt
Organism: Fomitiporia mediterranea MF3/22
Lineage: Eukaryota; Fungi; Basidiomycota; Agaricomycetes; Hymenochaetales; Hymenochaetaceae
Exons: 2
Coding region: 235-495 (86 amino acids)
Source: RefSeq, a predicted model, not a curated record
GCGCACUUUGGAUCUGGGGCAUGCUGCCGUCAUCCCUAUGAUGGCAUUCCCUACGCUCCUCGCAAGUUCGCGAAAUGUGUAUUCUUACAUUUUUCCAAUUUGUGAGGGUCCCCAAUAAAAGCGCGUCUGUACCUGCCUUCACCAGAGGCAUUCCCGAGCAUACCUUUUACCUUUUAAACCAUUGUGCUAUCACCUUGUUUCCUACCCUCUCCCUUCUGUCUUGUCGUCUUUUUAAUGGACGCUAGUCACCUUCCUGGCUACUUCUCGAUUUCCUUGGUAAUGGAAGAAAGGCGUUUGCCCAAUAACUUUCCAGACGGCCACAUCCAUGGAUAUCGACACCACCCACCGACAAACAGCGCACAGAAUAACGUCAAUGUACCGGUAUCAAAUGACGGCGAUCAGUGCCUUGAAGACGCACAACUAAUACUGGGACGCGACGUCACCUUUGUAAGAUCUGGGGUUGUCUGUCUUUGCGCGUGGCUCAUCUCCACGUAAAUUUGCUACUGGUAGACGAUCAUUGGAGACGAUGACACGUUCGACGCGCGGAGGGUGGUAGAGAAUCUAGCUAGUGCUCAUACUACCGGUGCCAACCCGGGAACGGCCUUGCUGAUCCGCGUCCCGCACAACAAGCUGGACAGUUUUCGUGAGGUGCGUAAGCUCGGAUACAUUUACAAAAUUUCUCUUGCACGACACAAUCUCAUAUCUUUGUACGUGAUGUAUAUUGAUAGGCUUUGAGGGAGCAUCUUGUCAGGCGUUCCCAACAGGUCAUCGAAAGCGCUGGUCAAACUAGUUUCUGGAGAGGGAGGGAACCCUUCAUGCGCCCUACUCUAUCACGUUCGCUUUCGCUCCCAUAGCAUCCUGCCUCCCCGUGUACUUGAGGCAACCCUCUUUUUUUUCAUCCGUUCUCAUUUCGCCUAUCUGUUUUGUAGUUGGUUCGCAUCAUACACGACAAAGCAAUCUACUGUUCUGGUUCGUUCCACUGUAUCUCAAUUGUUCUUUGUCCCGGUUUGCGCGGCAGAUGCUACAUUAUACCAGCGGAAACAGUGACC